AUGGCGCCUGGCGAUGCCACUCUGCCCGCCACGCGGCGCACGCGCAGAUCAAUCGGUGCGCAUACAGAUGUUAAUAAAGCUUUCGAGAAGGAGAAUGCGACAACCGACGUCACAAGUUCGCUGGCUGCGAAUCGCAAAAAGUCAAGGAGCAAGAGUUUGGGUCCUGGCGGCCUAGAUGCCCUUAUGAAGACCAACGGGAACAGAAGAGCUUCUCUUGCCGUCCCUACAAGAGCCGCCCCGCGUUCAAUCCUAAAACCAACCAUGCCAAUUCCCGAGAUACCCCCCUUGAAGCCCAGACAACCAGACCUAAUUAACUUUGGAACACCGACACAAGAGAUUUCGACUCCUACUUUGCGCAGCUCAGAGAAUAGUGGAUCUAAGAUUGCUGUCAAGACCGAGGAGGAGCAACAAGCCGCAGCACGAGAACGUGAGGAGCGGGAACGUCGCGAUGCCCGUCGCAAAUCACUUGCCAACCGUCGCGUAUCAUUCGCCGCCGAGGCAACACUACAUACCUUCCACGAAGUCGAAUUCAAUCAAGAUUCAACAACAUCUACAGAUUCGACGAGACGAAACUCUACUGCAGCACAGCAGAGACAACAGGAUGAGGAAGACAGGAAUAACCGACGAGGCUCAGGCCCUCCUCAGAUCGACUUUCACGACUCCGACGACGAUACUGCGACGACACUUUAUAGUUCAGAUUCCGAGCCUGCAGAUGCGGUCGAAGAGGUUGCUGAUGUUGAAGAAGAUGGUGACGAUGACAGCAGCGAGUCUGACGACGGAACGAUGAUGACUGUCGACGAUGUGACUGGAACAACAGCUGCCUCAGAUCGGUCUGUUGAUUCUGACGAUGGAGAGUCGGCCACACUAGACGAAGCCCUUCGACUGGCUGCGCGAAGAGCCGGUGCCCAACAGCUUGAGGACGACGAAGAUGAUGACGAUCUAGACGACGACGAAGAGUUCAUUCCCUCGUUUGGAUGGGGUAAAGACGCAAACAAGCAAAACAUCGCUGCUCAGGACCAGGAGAAUCUACCACCUCCACCCCGCCCUCAACAGGCUCAACCGAAACCACACACAGAGGAUCCUACAGAGACAAAGAUGAGCAUGGAAAUGGACAUGGAUAUGGAUAUGGACAUGACACGCGCAGUUGGUGGUAUAAUCAAGCCUCAGCCAAACCAAGAGUUCGACCCAGAUGAAGACAUGUCUAUGGAUGUUACUCGUGUGGUGGGUGGCAUACUUAACCGUCAACCCCCACAAGAACGCAAUGCAGACGAAGAUAUGUCCAUGGAUGUCACACGUGCAUUCGGCGGUAUUGUCAACCAACCUCAAAAAGCGAGCGCCCCUGUGGAUGACGAGGAAGACGAAGAUGAUGCCCCAAUGGAAGAAGCUACUAUGGAAUUUACGACUGCCAUUGGAGGCAUCCAACGCCCACCACCUACUGAAGAGGAUGACUCGGAUGUUAAUGAGGACAUGUCCAUGGAACUCACCACUAUCAUGGGUGGGGUCUUGGGGAAGAACAAGAGGAAGAGCAUCGCUGCUUCCCGAAGGCGUACAGUCUCUCAACCUGACGAUGAAAACGACGAUGACGCCCCGAUGGAUAUAACUCUUGCAGUUGGCCAAAUUCUCUCAAAACCGGACGAAGAAGAAGAAGACAACGAAGAUGAAGGUGACGCUACGAUGGGCAUGGAUAUGACUACUGCUAUUGGUGGUAUUCUCAACAGAGUAAAAAAUGGCUUCCGAGAUCUGGGCAAGAGAGUCAUGGAGGAAGAAGCUGAUAGCGCAGCCCACCCAGACGAAGCAAUCCAGGCCGCCAUUAGCAAAACUCCUGCUAAUGACUACCUCGCACCCCCUGCUACGAGCGAGAUGCAAACCACCACCCCAAGUCCCCGACGCUCAAAGUCUCCCGCAAAAUCUCCAGCAAGUGUUUCGCGAAAUGCCACCAACCCCAAGAUCCCAACGCCUCAACGAAGCACUCGAAAUUCUAGGACGCCCUCACCUGUGAAGUCGACAACAACACCACAGUCAGCCAAAGUCAGGACUCCAGCAUCCGCCAAACCAGCUACACCUCAGCUCGACUCAGUUGUAUCAGAACGGAUGACUACUCCUCGUUCUGCACAACGGCCCCUUUCUGCUUCUCCAAAACGACCAUCAUCCGCUAGAACUACCAGAGUCAGUUCCAGGACUCCGUCGCCUGUCAAGUCCACUCCCAAGCAAGGGCUCUUCCAGAACAGUUUCAGAAAUGGCAGUCGGACACCGACAGUCACGUUGACACCUCAACGAUCACUUUCGGGACUUGGUGCAGAUCGACCUGGACUUGGGUCACCGCAGGUCACUGCACUCUUUGACCGCCGAGGCUCCAUUGGCGACGUGGCUACUAACUUCGUGCCCGGAAAACGUGGUGUCAUGUUCGAGGAUCCCAAAGAGAUGACAGAAGAGAUGGACCGUGAAGCUUGGGAAGAAGAGGAGAAAGAGAAUCGUAGAAAGAUUCUCGAACGGGAAGCUGACGGUGCCGAAGCUACGCUUAACCUGCGCGAGAUGAUCGACAGCCUGAGCCCCAAACGCAAGCCGCUCAAAGGGCGCAAGAGUCUUCACGUUGGGAGUGCGAAGGGCCUUUUGGGGAAGAGACCGAACGAGCUUGAUGAUGAGGAAGAGGCCGAAGAGAGUGAUGGCGUGAAGAGACUCAAGGGUCAUCAAGGAAGCCCAGUGAAGAAUAUCAGACUCCAACAGCCGCCUUCUAAAGAAGAGACGACGGGGAGACUGAACCUUUCAUUCCGCAAAAGCUUGGGGCCUAACACGGCCACACCGACAUUAUCUUCACCAGCGAAGCCUGACGCAGCAACCACACCAAGGCACCAGGGAAGAUUCAAGGAUGUCGCAGAUGAUCGAGCUGGCCAUCAAGUCAAUUUCGAUGAAUCGCCUGUUAAAGACGCCGAACAACUGGAAGAUGAAGCAGAGGCAGAGGACGAGGCAGACGGAGAAAGAGUCCAUCUCCAGGACUUCUUGAACAUGACUUCUAUCCGCUUCAUGGAACUGACAACCACCAAGCGCCGUCACACGCAAGCCCCUGGAACCCUCGAGAAUGGAUUCCUUGACGAGGGCAAGGAGGACCUCUCACUUGAGCGCUGUGUUGUUGCAGGAGCCUGCACUGUCCCAAUGCUCGAGCUAUACCAGCACUCCUGUCGUGAAUUAAAAAAGUAUAUCUCCGAGGGUCGUAGGAUUGUCAAGGAGAUCGAGACCGAUACCUUUGAGGACAACCCUCCGCUGUUCAAGGAAUAUAUGGCAGCCGCACCUGACGUCAAGACCUUGAUGGACAAGCAAUUUAUGAACGUCAAGAAUCACGCCCGCCUUCUGAGUAAGGCUAUGUGGUACGAGUGGCGAAUGAAGUUACAAGAGGGUUUGAGACAAGGCCUCCUAGGCAUCGACGAAGGCAUGGAAGCCGAUAAGGAACUUUUGGAUAAGCAAAAAAGUCUUCUUGAUUCUGUCCUACCUGAUAUCGUGGCUCGUUACAAGUCGCUCGUGGAGGAGAGCAACAAUCUUGAGGAAGUCGCCCGAGAGCUUGCCGACUGUGAUCCUGCUGAUCUCGAAGCUGCUCGUGAUGAGCUUGCCUCUCUCGAUGAAGAUGUUGAGUACAAGAGAAAACGCAUCGCAGAGCUGAGAGAGCAGUUUCAAGCCUCAGAAGUUGAGGUUGAGGAUUUGAUCACCCAGAAACAGAACUGCAUUGAUGAUAUUGCAGAGUCUGAGAAAAUUCGAGAGGAGUGUCGUGGCUGGACGAGCACAGAGGUUAACAGCCUCAAAGCUCGAGUUGAUGCUAUCGAGAAACAACAUGGCUGGUCGGUGACUGGUAUUUCUGGCACUGUUCUAUCUAUGGCAUACAAACGUGAAAUCGAGAUUGUUUUUGAUAUCACGGCAUUCCAAGAGCACCAACCCAACACAACAAUAGAUCUCUGGUACAUCGCUGUGGAUCGAGAAGAAAACCCACGACCAAAGACUACGGAAAAGGAGUUUUUCUUACAAACUAUUCGCGAUUACGCUCGUGCACUCCCACAUAAUCGCACCGAGGUUUCUCACCUCCUCAACAGUGUGCAGGUUGCUUGGGACAAGGCGAACUUUGUGUCGUCACAAAUCGAGCGACUCAAUGCCACCUUUCCUACUACAGUACAAAGGACUUCCGACUCAAGUAUAGCAAUCACAACAUCUUUGUUGCUUGUGCCGUUGGAGAGUCGUGUGGAAGUCAAGUUGGAGCUCCACAGUCAAACAAGUGGAGAUGGCCUUAAUAUGGCUCUCAAGCCUGAGGCUAAAGUAAUGUACGGCGAGCACUUCAAUGUUCCCAAGGUCGCUGACUUCCUUGCGACAAGGAUAGGCAAGGCUGUUGGGGCUGGUGAGGAGCAGUGGAGUGAUGUGAUGGUGGAAUUGCAUGGGCGAUUGAUUGCAAGAGGCCGUAAGGGCUAG
This is a messenger RNA of Fusarium coffeatum, 4446 nucleotides long. RefSeq lists its product as uncharacterized. The coding region runs from base 1 to 4446 and encodes 1481 amino acids. The record is from RefSeq and is a predicted model, not a curated record. Gene Ontology annotation, biological process: protein localization to kinetochore; mitotic sister chromatid biorientation; mitotic spindle assembly checkpoint signaling. The transcript has 3 exons. NCBI's taxonomy places the organism in Eukaryota, Fungi, Ascomycota, Sordariomycetes, Hypocreales, Nectriaceae.